CUCUCCUUCUCUCCCUUGCUCUUACUUUCUGCGCCUCUAUCCACGACUAUCCUGCGCUUUCCUAUACACUUCCUGUGCCAUCCCCCCCAGUCUGCCUCUUCGCUUCAUUCCACCUCCCAAAAACCUGGCAUUCCACCCACGACUUCGUUCACCAUCUUCCAGCUAUCUUACUUUUAAUCCAUCUUCUUCCUGUACACCACCAUCUUGCGCUACACUUCGACCUGUUCUUUGCCUUCCGAUCCUCGGGAACGUCCAGCGACCAUAGCGGAUCCGCUUAUCCGCCUCUUCUGCGUCAUUCAUUCCACUGCAACAGCCAUCUGUCCUCUGCUUUGAUCGACAAUCUUCUCUUUUUGCCUUUGAGCAAAUCUUCGAUAAUAUCACAUUCACUAUUCUCACUCUUCCAGGCGCUGCGCGCUGUUUGAUACAACAUUUAUAAUCCUAGUAAUUCGUGACGAUAUCGAUUUGUUCCAGUUUGUCCCUGUGUGGCUCUCGCACGGGCUUGACUGACUUACCUUCCUUUUGAUUCGAGGUCUACCACGACAUCGAAAGUCGAAAGUUGUGACUGUGUAAAGAGGAUUUGUGGCAAAACUACCAGUACCGUUCAAAGACAGUUGAUCGAGAGUGUGUUCCGCAAAGGGUUAGAAGAAACACAUGGCCAGUGGUGGAAUUCCCAGUCUUCAAUGACUAAAUGGUCCAAAUGAACAGUCUGAAAACGCCGAGAGUUUUGCAUUUUGCACUGAGGAGCGCCCAACAAUGUUGCGCCUGUUGUCCUGGACAGGUUGUGAUAAAGCCGCUUCGCCAGAAAUGAGAAUGUUUGUUCCCAAACAAGACUCCCCCGCCUCUGGUGCCCUCACAAUGCCUCCCAAGCACAAGCGCAAACAGUCUGGUGACAACCAGGGCCAGUCGGAGAGGAAACGGGCGAAGAUUGUUGAAAGAAACAAUUCGAAGCCUUCCUCCCUCGUGACUGCCCGCGCCCCUUCCGCCGAAGGCCAGACAGUGAACACCUCAAUUACCAUGAACGACGUACCGGCAUCCCUUCCAACGCCACCGGAUAUCAAGAUAGAAGAUUCCGAUCUGGAGACUACCGCGAGCACAUCAAAUACUCGGGCAACAUCGAUUGAUGACGAUACGGUAUCGGCGAAACGUCUUGAUUCCCUACGCAACGUCAUACAGACUCAAUUUGGUCUGGAGAUUUUGCUCAAGCACAAAGAACUUCGCCUCAUUGAACAAGAAAUUGCAAAAUGCCAGACUUCACUAGAGCAGCUGCGAAGAUGUAAGGAGAUUCCCUAUCCAGCCUCUCAGCAACCUUCGCUGGCGGUAAGCAACGGCACAGGUGCUGCUCUGCGCAAAGCUUUCCCAACGCCCCUGCCUCAGUCUCCUUCAGCUUGGGGCGUGACUGAUGGUCCUUACGCUCGUCACUAUGCGAAAUGGCUCAUACCAGAUGCACGCUUUGACGGCGGGGUCGACCCAGAACCUAUGAGCAGAAUUCCAACUGGUAAAUCGCCCAUGAAGUCUAGGUCAAUGAGAGGAAGCUUUGAGGCGCCCUCUGCCUCUAGUAGCUCCCGUUCCAAUAGAGGUGGUAAACUCAAGGCUUUGCCACCUGGAUACGGACAGCCCAAGGAAAAAGCUACCGGCCCGAUGAUCGUCAAGCGUAAGUCUGAUGGAUCUAUGGUCAAGUUGGUCUGCCCCGAUUGUGGUCGACAUGACUUUGGAAGUGCUCAGGGUUUCAUCAACCACUGUCGCAUCGGUCAUGGCAGAAGUUUUGCCAGCCACGAUGCAGCAGCCGAUGCUUGCGGUGAGCCUGUAGAAGUCGAUGAGUCUGGAGCCAUUGUUGGCGCUGAACCAACAGCAACGCCCACAACAGGAAAUGUCCAUCCUCUGAUCCGUUCAGCCAAGCUCUUGCAGCCAAGUCCACCGAAAACAUCCAUCCAGAAUGGCUUUGCCGCUACUACACCGAAGAGCAUUUCACCUGAUUUCAAAGAAUCAACUUUGACACCAAAUCUUUCAGACCUGGUUAAGAACCGAGGUUUUGGUAUCGAUUUGGAUAUUCUGGUCACUGAAGCGAAGACGAAAGUUGAGCUUCCCGAAAUUGAAUCAGAUGAUGAGGAGGAGAUGGAUGUUGAUGUUCCUGUGCAAGCUGCAGGCCAAGGUCGCCAUCCCCAAGUUGCAAUGAGUAAACAGCCACCAAAACCCACCAAGUCUCCCAUGUCCUCCCCGCUCCUGAGCACGAGUAUGACAAGAUCGCCGAAUGUGCGUGCCGGUGCGAUCCCUCAGUAUGACGGCGCAGCCGACGAUUUCAUACAACAUCGUCCUCGAGGAAUUCAUCUACCCAUGACGCACUCAGCUGGACCUGAUUUGCAGCCAUCGGAUCCCUCUCCCACCAGCGAGUCCAACCAGGCCCCUAGUCUAGUUGAUGAUGACGAGGAGUACGAACCGCAUUCCCCGACCAGCAGUUCUGUUUCUGACGAACAUGAUGAUGGGGAGGUGGUUUUCGAGGUUCAGGGCGACGAUGAUGACGCACGAACUGUUCUUCAUGCACCAGAGUUUCAAUCAAGCCAGCCAAGUUGUGCGCAACAUGCCAGACCUGCCACUCAUGCCAGGCGGCCCUCGGCAAUAAGACGACAUGGCGAAGAAAGGGAAGAGAAGCACGUCAGCUUCGUCAGCCCGAGUCCUGCAAGAGAUAUGCCCAUGGGCCGCCAAAGUGCGGAUCGGAAGAAACGGAAGGUUCAGUGAUUACACGGAGAGACUUCAAUUCUCUAGACUUAACUUCUAUCCAAAACCCCAAAUUCAGUGUUCCCGGAGUUUAGUGUAGAAGGAGAUGCUUGUGGCACGGUCUGAUUUGUUGAUUUUGGAGCUUUGGAUAAAGCACGUAUGGGAUUGAUAGGGAUACACCAGCAUUGGUAUCAAUAUUGUAUGCUAUACAUAGUACAUGCACGAGUUUGCAUCAUCGCCACUAUCAGUCGAAUGUAAGCAAUAUGCUUGCAAGCCAACAAUGAAAAGACUCAGCUCUAGAUUGUAUG
This is a messenger RNA of Exophiala oligosperma, 3020 nucleotides long. RefSeq lists its product as uncharacterized. The transcript has a single exon. Bases 754 to 2733 code for a protein of 659 amino acids. NCBI's taxonomy places the organism in Eukaryota, Fungi, Ascomycota, Eurotiomycetes, Chaetothyriales, Herpotrichiellaceae. The record is from RefSeq and is a predicted model, not a curated record.